GCCGCCCGCCCGACUGCGCCGGGGGAUGUAGAGCCCGCUCGCCGCCUCCUGGACCUCCGUCGGAACCUCCGCCCCGUGGCCCUGCGUCUCCCCAGGUGACCACGCCGGCUUCAGGACAUGCACGGGCACAGCCGCAACGGGCAGGCCCACGUGCCCCGGCGGAAACGCCGCAACCGCUUCGUCAAGAAGAACGGCCAAUGCAACGUGUACUUCGCCAACCUGAGCAACAAGUCGCAGCGCUACAUGGCGGACAUCUUCACGACGUGCGUGGACACGCGCUGGCGCUACAUGCUCAUGAUCUUCUCGGCGGCCUUCCUCGUCUCCUGGCUCUUCUUCGGCCUCCUCUUCUGGUGUAUCGCCUUCUUCCACGGCGACCUGGAGGCCGGCCCGGCGGCGGCGGCGGCGGCAGCGGCGGCGGGUGGGGCCCCGACGGGUGGCGGCGCGGCAGCCCCGGCGGCCCCCAAGCCCUGCAUCAUGCACGUGAACGGCUUCCUGGGCGCCUUCCUGUUCUCGGUGGAGACGCAGACGACCAUCGGCUACGGCUUCCGGUGCGUGACGGAGGAGUGCCCGCUGGCGGUCAUCGCCGUGGUGGUCCAGUCCAUCGUGGGCUGCGUCAUCGACUCCUUCAUGAUCGGCACCAUCAUGGCCAAGAUGGCCCGGCCCAAGAAGCGGGCGCAGACGCUGCUCUUCAGCCACCACGCGGUCAUCUCGGUGCGCGACGGCAAGCUGUGCCUGAUGUGGCGCGUGGGCAACCUGCGCAAGAGCCACAUCGUGGAGGCCCACGUGCGGGCCCAGCUCAUCAAGCCCUACAUGACCCAGGAGGGCGAGUACCUGCCGCUGGACCAGCGGGACCUCAACGUGGGCUACGACAUCGGCCUGGACCGCAUCUUCCUGGUGUCGCCCAUCAUCAUCGUCCACGAGAUCGACGAGGACAGCCCGCUCUACGGCAUGGGCAAGGAGGAGCUGGAGUCGGAGGACUUUGAGAUCGUGGUCAUCCUCGAGGGCAUGGUGGAGGCCACGGCCAUGACCACGCAGGCCCGCAGCUCCUACCUGGCCAGCGAGAUCUUGUGGGGCCACCGCUUCGAGCCCGUGGUCUUCGAGGAGAAGAGCCACUACAAGGUGGACUAUUCGCGCUUCCACAAGACCUACGAGGUGGCCGGCACGCCCUGCUGCUCGGCCCGGGAGCUGCAGGAGAGCAAGAUCACCGUGUUGCCCGCCCCGCCGCCGCCGCCCAGUGCCUUCUGCUACGAGAAUGAGCUGGCCCUCAUGAGCCAGGAGGAAGAGGAGAUGGAGGAGGAGGCAGCGGCCGCUGCUGCCGUGGCCGCGGGCCUGGGCCUGGAGGCGGGCUCCAAGGAGGAGGCGGGCAUCAUCCGAAUGCUGGAGUUUGGCAGCCACCUGGAUCUGGAGCGCAUGCAGGCCACCCUCCCUCUGGACAACGUCUCCUACCGCAGGGAGUCUGCUAUCUGACCUCCAGGCCCCGCCCUCGUCACUUCCCACAAUAGCCUCUGCCGGGGGGGUGGGAUGCCAGGACACCCCCUCCACACUCAGGACAGAGCUGCCCCUGGCUCCGUGGACCUUCUGGAGGGAGGUGGGGGCUUCAGAGACUGCGGGACCCCUCCCCAGUGACUCCAGAGCCCAGGAUACCCUCCGCCCUAUCAGCCGACCCACUGGCGUCUCGGGGACCCCAGACCCACCACCCUUUUCCCACUGACACUCCAAGGACAUGCCCCCUCUGCUCUCAGAACCUUGGGGAAGGCGGCUGGACUGCUGGGGGGGGUGGGCA
This is a messenger RNA of Hyaena hyaena (striped hyena), 1783 nucleotides long. RefSeq names its product potassium inwardly rectifying channel subfamily J member 4 (gene KCNJ4). Gene Ontology annotation, molecular function: inward rectifier potassium channel activity. The record is from RefSeq and is a predicted model, not a curated record. The transcript has 2 exons. Gene Ontology annotation, cellular component: plasma membrane. NCBI's taxonomy places the organism in Eukaryota, Metazoa, Chordata, Mammalia, Carnivora, Hyaenidae. Bases 118 to 1467 code for a protein of 449 amino acids. Gene Ontology annotation, biological process: potassium ion import across plasma membrane; regulation of monoatomic ion transmembrane transport.